AGCACCAGUUCUACCACAAGUGGGCCAUCCUGUCGGACCCCGAGGACCUCACGGCGGGGCUCAAGGGCUACCUCAAGUGUGACAUCGCCGUGGUGGGCAAGGGGGACAACAUCAAGACCCCCCACAAGGCCAACGAGACGGACGAGGACGACAUCGAGGGGAACCUGCUGCUCCCCGACGGGGUGCCCCCGGAGCGGCAGUGGGCUCGCUUCUACGUCAAGGUGUACCGGGCUGAGGGGCUGCCCAGGAUGAACACCAGCAUCAUGGCCAACGUCAAGAAGGCCCUGAUCGGGGAGAACAAGGACCUGGUGGAUCCCUACGUGCAGGUGGCGUUUGCGGGGCAGAAG
This is a messenger RNA of Neopelma chrysocephalum (saffron-crested tyrant-manakin), 347 nucleotides long. RefSeq names its product otoferlin-like. The annotation marks the transcript as partial. Gene Ontology annotation, cellular component: presynaptic active zone membrane; synaptic vesicle membrane. The transcript is spliced from 2 exons. Gene Ontology annotation, biological process: plasma membrane organization; synaptic vesicle priming. NCBI's taxonomy places the organism in Eukaryota, Metazoa, Chordata, Aves, Passeriformes, Pipridae. The record is from RefSeq and is a predicted model, not a curated record. Gene Ontology annotation, molecular function: calcium ion binding; AP-2 adaptor complex binding.